Messenger RNA from Setaria italica (foxtail millet), 1264 nucleotides. RefSeq lists its product as uncharacterized. NCBI's taxonomy places the organism in Eukaryota, Viridiplantae, Streptophyta, Magnoliopsida, Poales, Poaceae. The record is from RefSeq and is a predicted model, not a curated record. The coding region runs from base 153 to 875 and encodes 240 amino acids. The transcript has 5 exons.
CCUCCACCUCCACGCCCCCCACAUCCCAUUCCUUCCUUUCCACUCGCCUCCCUCCCUCCCCACCCACAUCUCCACCUCCUUCCUGCCCUCUCCGUCUCCGGUCGGGUCGCUUCCUCAGUCCACGAGCUGAGCUGCGGUGAAGGGAGCGCGCCAUGGCCACCGCCGCUGACGUGGACGAGAUGGCCGCCGCCGACAUCAUCUGCUCGCUGCGCGGGGCGGACCUGGCGGGGUGGACGCCGCCGUGGUGCAAGGCGGAGCAGGCGCCGGCACGGCGGGAGGGGGAGAUGAUCUGGCCGGCGGUGGCGCGGGGGAAGCGCUCGCGCCGCCGGUCGCCGUCGGCGGGCUCCGCGGGGACGGCGAAGGGGAGGUGGGGCCGCGGCAGCCCGGCCUCGCCGCUCGACUACAGCGGCGGCUCCGGCUCCGGCUCCGCCGCGUCCACCAGCGGCGGGGAGGACGGCGGCGGCUCCUGCUCGCUGACCCACCGGCGCGCGCCGGCGACCAAGGUGGGCUCCAUUGGACGGCCGCAGCUGACCUUCCCGACCCUGCCUACACGGGCCAGCGGUCAGCGACCUCGGAAGAAAUUGAAGCUGCCGGAGAUCCAGCAAAUGGUGCGGUCGCUCUCGGUGGAGAAUGAGAGCCUCCGCGAGGAGAUGCGAGCUUUGCAGAGAGCUUGCAGGGUGCUGUCAAAAGAAAACGACAAGCUUGAGACAAGGUUAGGGCAAUCAGACUUGCAGAAUGAAAUCAUAUCGAAGGACCCGAAAGGAAAGGAACAGAUUGAUCGACACUCAGUUAUGCAGUCCACACGAGACAUCUUCGUGCUACCAGAUCUCAACCUUCCCCCACAGGACAAUGCCAAUGUAUCAACAGUUCAUUGAUCACUCCAGAUUGCUGCAACCUUAACUGAAUAACAAGUGUACAUAGAGGAAGCAUGGUAGCAGUCUAGAUGGCAGGCCACCACGUCAUCAUUUGAGAAUGACAUAUCACACAUAUUGGAUAAGUUGUUACUAGAUCACAGAGUUCACUACCACUAUAGUUGUAAGUGAUAAGUCGCAUCUGUAGCUAAAGGGAAUUCUAAUCUUAACUUACCUGACAUUGUUUUGCCUAGUGCAUCUGCAUAUGGUAGAGCUGAAGAUAGUUUCAGCUCAAAUUGAUCUCCACAUUAGUGGAUUUAGAUGAAUUUAUCCAUGUUAUUUCAUUCAAUUAAGUAAAAUGUUACAUGUGAAGAUCUGACAUUUGUGAGAAAAAUGGUAUACUUAUUUCUGUC